Molecule: messenger RNA, 1081 nt
Organism: Colletotrichum acutatum
Lineage: Eukaryota; Fungi; Ascomycota; Sordariomycetes; Glomerellales; Glomerellaceae
Exons: 1
Coding region: 248-937 (229 amino acids)
Source: RefSeq, a predicted model, not a curated record
UACACCUCACGCACUCACUUCCAUUUUGAUGCAUGGAUGGAUUUCACUUGCGUUCACCACUUUUUGAGUAUGUUUGUGUUGAAGUGUUGAACUUGGAUCAAGGUGGUGGUGGUGUUGGAUGAGUGAACUCUGCUGUCUGAGGCAGCAACAUAAUUGGCCUCUUCCAGCAUAAGAUUUCCGAUGCUGCACAUUUGUCUCUGCCUUUCAUUAGCCUUCUCAUUCGUGGAAGGAGGGCAGUCGGGUUGAAAUGCCUCAGGGCAGCCACAAUGACAUGACUAGGACAGCAACAUGUUGCAGGUGUAUCCGUGCCUUGGAUGCAGGUGCAGGUGCAAGGGCCACUUGCAACUUGUGGCAGGGACUCAUCUAUGGCUUAACAAUAAUGAGGCAGGCGCGGGAGAGAACAGGACGGACUACAGGAGACGUAGGCGGCAAAAAGGGCAGGAAGGAGGGAGAGACCACCUUCGAGACAGUCGAGGCAGCGCAGGAAGCAGUAGCCCGAAGGCAGGAAGGACCGAAGGAGGAGGAGCCACUGGCCAGGACUCAGGACUCAGGACUCAGGAGGGCGGUACGGGAGACAGGAGGCAGGGGGUGGGCCACACCUGCAGCAUCGCACCUGCCCUGCACCUGCCUGCACCUCACUCCUGGCACUCAUACAUUGCAGGAGCGCUGGCCGGUGUCUGGCCCUCCUGCCUCCCGCUGCUCCUGCCUCCCUCUGCUCCCACGCUCCUUCCUGCUCCUGGGCCGGUUGGCUGGUUGGCUCCUGCUCUGUUGUUAUUAUGCCUGGCUGCUGGAUGGCUGGCUGCCACCCUCCUUCAAACCUGACCUUCCUGGCCAGUCUUGCCUGACUACUUCCUCCAAUCAAAGCGGACCGUGUGGGGUCCAGAGCACUGCCUGGGGUGGCACGUCUGAAUGGCCCGAAGUUGGUGGUGUCUCUUGAGUAAAACUAACGCUAAAACACAACCACGGCACAGAGCAGCCAAAAGUUCGAAUCUCUCGUCAUGGAAAUGGAAGAAUAUGAACAAUUCGGUGGUGUACCUACCAGAAAGACCGGCACAGCGAGAGAGGUGAGACCGGCUUUGAC